Messenger RNA from Eremothecium gossypii ATCC 10895, 2394 nucleotides. RefSeq names its product Gta1p (gene GTA1). The transcript has a single exon. Bases 1 to 2394 code for a protein of 797 amino acids. The record is from RefSeq and is marked provisional. NCBI's taxonomy places the organism in Eukaryota, Fungi, Ascomycota, Saccharomycetes, Saccharomycetales, Saccharomycetaceae.
AUGCGAGCUUUUCCGGGAUUAUAUGACGAGCAGUUGGCGACGCGCGGGGAAGACUGGCUUGUUCAUCACACACCUUCAGGCUCCCGGUCAUUAAUGGCAAUGGUGGUUAGUACAGUGUUCCUUUUGUGUGCCAUUUUGUGGUUGAUCUACCGAUUGGUGCGAUUCCUGAACAUUCCUAUUUCAACCAUCGUGAACUGUUUGAACCCAGCGAUUUCUCAUGUGCCGCAGGUCCUUAUAGAGAGACUGGGCACAGACACGAUAGUGUUCCGGUGGGAGAACCAACUUGCGGCAGGGGCGCAACCCUGCCCGCUUUCGCAUUACGCUGUCUUUCUGAAUGGACGCAAGGUGGGCGAUUUUCCAAAUAACUCCAGAGCACUGUACACAUACUGCGCGUUUCGCAAUUUGCUACCUGGAUGCCCCUACCGGCUGGACAUUCUGAUGGUACGAAGGGAUGGGUUUGUCGAUGAUGGGAAAACAUUGCAUUUGCGAACGCUGCCCCCGGACGCAGGUGGCGUUCGGGACAGCGUAGAAGCCGGCGGGCUGCCUGCCGCGGGGAAUGGAGCGAAGCCUGUUCGCAGCGCGAAGAGGCUUGGGAACAGGACCAGAACACACUCGAUGCCGGUGCCCGAAAAGCAUAACGACGAAAUGGCGCUAGCGUCGUAUUCAUUUUUCCAUUCACUCCAAGAUUUGGAGGAGUUCUCGAUAGAUGAGCUGAAGGAGGUUCUUCUGCGCACACAUCAAGAGCUACAGGACUUUCUGAAGCAUGUAUCAGCGACCAUGAAUGGGUUCAAGAUGACCAAGACCCAGCUACUGGGCGAACUAGAUACUUUGAAGUCACAGUGGAACCACAACACCGAUGUUAGGAAGACGCUAAAGACCAAACUAAAGACACUAGAAAACACCAAGGCCGUUUACGAGCUGAAAAGAGAUAGGCUUUUGAAGACCAUAGAAGUUUCUAGCAAUAAGUUGAACAAGAUGCAUAUGGAUAUGGAUAUGUGGUCUUCAGAACAAAAUAAUGCAUUGCAUAUGGACACAUUAAGGCAGAAUUACAACCUGGAGAAGGAGCAUAUAAACACCCAGAUCGCAGCGACAACGAGCCGUCUCCAGUCGAUGCAACAUGAACUGAACCAACUUGAGGAGCAGAAUAAAAGACUGAAUCGCCUGAAAAAGACGUUGGAUACAACCAAGGAUAGUGUGCACAACACAGCAUCUCCAGUGUCUUGGAGGAGUAUGUCGCACAGUGUAAGUGAACAGAUGAUAUCUCACUUUGAAGCGUUUUGCGAUGAAUCCAACGGAUCCCUAUCGGAACUGCCUCAACAACUUCCGAUCGUGCAGCUCCUCAGAGAUGAGCUCGAAAAGGAUAUUGCACUGUAUGAAGAGUGCAACGAAAACAAACUACAAGCUUACAAGCAUCUCGAAUACCUGGAAACCAUGUGGGAGCAGGUUUCUAUGACGAACCAACAAUACAGAACCGCCAUUACUCGGCAACAAUACCCGAUUGUCAACAGUCAACCGCUUGAUAACUCAAACCUAAUCAACAGUCCAUCCAUCAUCCAUGUUGAUUUAGCUCCGCAAUUGAUGUUGCACGACCCUUCAACGUACUCGGAGUCAGACUGUUCGUCUCCACUGCUGACUCAACAAAUUCCAAAUACGUAUCGGCUACCGUCGACUCUGUACCCCGGGUGGGCCCAGCAGCAACAUCCUGUUCAGCGGGCCACACCGCAGCCGUAUACACCCGAUGAUGAGGUACCUAUGGAAUACGAUCAUGCAAGUCACCUGCUCUCUGGUUUACAAAGCAUCAUUUCAGAAGCAGAUGAUUCAAAUAAAAAUACGUCAAAGUCAAAACUAUUUACCACAGAUCAGCUGGACAAUUACUGGGUUCAAGCUUCGCACCCAAGUAAAAAGGGGGACAGCCCGCACGUGGGAAAUGGCGCCGUACGCAUCUCGAAUGCGAAACAAAUGGCUCCCCCUGAAGUAACAAUCACUCGCAGCGCCUCACCAGACAUACUCUCCGUGGCUCCCCAAUAUCCCAGCAAGUCACGGGUGCCCCUUUCGGGCACGAGCAGGAGCCUUCUAGCCACGCUAAACCAAUACUUACCUGCCACGGAACCGAAUAAUGGUCUGCCUCUGCUGUCAGUACAGAGGAAUGAUGACGAAAACAUCUAUUUUAAUCACGGCAUUCCCUAUGGAUCACUGAGCUCCAGCCCUUUAACUAUUCCAACAGGUGCGGUCUCCUCUCCGGAUUCCGCGUUUUACUCGCCUAAUUUUAACAUUUGGCACAAUUUAGACCCCAGUGACUCAGACACCCUGCGGAAGGGCCCAUCUGAAGCCACCGACGGGAAUCCCGGGCCAGCGCACGGGAAGUCAUACCCAUUAACGCCUUCUGAAGGCUGA